Molecule: messenger RNA, 1635 nt
Organism: Anthostomella pinea
Lineage: Eukaryota; Fungi; Ascomycota; Sordariomycetes; Xylariales; Xylariaceae
Source: the annotation of a GenBank genome assembly
AUGGCGACCGCGGCCGUCACACACGGCGCCAUCGACGAGUCCGUCGUCCCCGGCACCGUCCACCUCGUCGACCUAGAGCACACAUUAGCAACGCGGCACGCGCAAUCCCAGUCAGACAUCGUGCUUGUGCCCACGCCCUCCUCGGACCCAGACGACCCCCUAAACUGGACUCCCCGUCGCAAGCGCCUCGCCCUAACAUGUGCGCUGCUGUACACCUGGUUCAACGGCAUCGCGCUGUCAGUCGUGUACUCGGUGCUAGUCCCACUCUCCACCGCACUGGCCGUCACCGAAGCCGACCUCAACGCCGGGACAGGCUACAUGUUCCUACUCCUAGGCUGGGGUCUCCUCUUCUGGCAGCCCCUGGCGCUACAGUACGGCAAGCGCCCGACGUACCUCGCAUCCCUCCUCGCGCUGGCGGCCGUCACGGCCUGGGGCCCGCACGCGCACGGCCGCGGCCAGUGGAUCGCCAAGAGCGUGCUGACGGGCUUCUUCGCGGCGCCCAUCGAAGCGCUUCCCGAGACGACCGUUGCGGACUUGUUCUUUGCGCACGAGCGGGCGACCUACAUGGGCUGGUAUGCGUGGACGCUGGCCGGGAGCAACUUCUUCGCGCCGAUUAUUUGCGGGUUUAUUAAUGAUGGCGUGGGCUACCGGUGGGUGUUCUACUUUCCGGUGGUCUUUUGUGGCGUUACUUGGAUUUUCCUGUUUUUGUUCAUGGAGGAGACGAAUUAUGAUCGGAGGAGUGUGGGGGUUGUUGCUGCAGAAAGUGCUCAAGGGGUUGCUGUCGUUGAUAAGGGAGAGGAUGGCAAGGAGAAAGGGGCUUCAUCCCUCGCAGGGGGCGAAACCGCCGAGAUCCCAAGAACCUCGACGAAGACGUUCUGGCAGAAGAUGUCCCUCGUGGACAAGCCGCGCCCGUUCAUGAUGCACUACCGCGCAUGGCAGUCCCUGAAGCUGCUCUCGUGGCCCGUGGUCUUCUACUCUGGGUUCAGCUACGGGACGUAUCUGAUCUACUUCAACAUCCUCAAUGCCACGAGCUCCAUCAUCCUGGGCGGGCCGCCGUAUAACUUUCGGCCGUCGCUGGUCGGGCUGAGUUAUGUCUCUUGCAUGAUUGGCGUCACCCUCGCGGCCGCUUUCACAGGCAUAUUCUCCGACCGCUUCAUAAUCCGGAAAGCACGGCGCAACAACGGCAUCUCGGAGCCCGAGCACCGGCUCUGGCUCUUCGCCACGAGCACGCUCAUCAUCCCGGCCUCGAUGAUCCUCUGGGGCGUCGGUGCCGCACACAGCGUGCACUGGUUCGGACUCGUCUUCGCCAUGGGCACGGCGGCCUUCGCCAAUACGGCCGGCAUCACGCUCAGCGUGUCGUACCUGGUCGACACGUACCGCGACCUCGCGGGCGACGCGCUGACGACGUGCAUCCUCGUGCGCAACACCAUGAGUUUCGCCAUCGGUUACGCCAUCACGCCUUGGGUCACGAACCUGGGGUACCAGGAUGCAUUUGUGAGCGUGGCGUUUGUGGGACUGGCCAUCUGCAGUGUGUUCUUGGUCAUGGUGCGCUGGGGCAAGCGGUUCAGGGAGGCGAAAAGGGUACAGUACUGGCGAGAGGUGACGAAGAGGGUCGAAAUGGGCUUUGUGCAUUGA